AUUUCUAAAAUGUCGGGCGAUCACAAAACAUUUUUGAAAGGGAGCCCUUCACAGUAUGUAAAGUUAAAUGUGGGAGGGACAUUGUUUUAUACAACAAUAGGAACGCUGACUAAGAGUGAUAACAUGCUGCGAACCAUGUUCAGUGGCAGGAUGGAAGUACUAACUGAUUCCGACGGCUGGAUUUUAAUCGACCGGUGCGGCAAACAUUUCGGUACUAUACUGAAUUACUUGCGCGAUGGGUCAGUGGCGUUGCCGGAGAGUUUCCGUGAGACCAUGGAACUGCUUGCCGAAGCCAAGUAUUUCCUGAUCGAAGAGCUUACGGAAGCCUGUCUGCAAGCUUUGAAUAAGAAGGAAAGAGAUGCUGAACCUAUUUGCCGAGUACCUUUGAUUACCUCACAAAGGGAGGAGCAAUUGCUUAUAAUGUCCACAUCAAAGCCUGUGGUGAAGCUGCUGAUUAAUCGCCAUAACAACAAGUAUUCAUAUACCAGCACUUCAGAUGAUAAUUUGCUGAAAAACAUUGAACUUUUUGACAAGCUCUCUCUACGCUUUAGUGGAAGGGUGCUUUUCAUCAAGGAUGUCAUUGGUUCCACUGAAAUCUGCUGCUGGUCAUUCUUCGGUCAUGGAAAGAAAUGUGCUGAAGUUUGCUGCACAUCCAUUGUUUAUGCUACUGAUAAAAAGCACACCAAGGUUGAGUUCCCGGAGGCCAGGAUUUAUGAAGAGACAUUGGGCAUUUUGCUUUAUGAGAGCAGAAAUGGACCUGAUCAAGAUUUGAUCCAAGCAACUUCAUCCCGUGGAGCUGUUGGAGGGCUGUCUUGCACAAGUGAUGAGGAAGAGGAGCGUUCGGGAUUGGCCCGACUCAGGUCUAACAAGCAAAAUAAUCAGUCUUAGCGGUUACAGUCAGGCCUGGCCCGCCUACGCAACUCAAAGAGGACAAAUGUUUGAUACGCAGCUGGCAACGAUUUAUCGUUUUGCUGGCCACCUUGCUACAUUCUGUAAUCCUUUACAGUGUUAUAGACCCUUUUGCUGAAUUUUAUAAUGUGUUUCAAGAAUAGGUGGCAUUUGUGACUAGACUCUGAUGAACUAUUUACCUAAUGUGUCUACAUAUCUAUGAUGUAUUGAAAUUAUAUGUAUCUUUAAUAUAAUAUAGAUGUAGUAUAUUAAAUAACUAGCAAGAUGUACUUUAUAUUCAAAUUUGUAAUGUCAUAAAUAUACUUCGGUCAUUUCAAUGUUUCACUUGAUAUUAAUACAUAUGUGUAAGUAGUAUAUGCUUUAAAAUUAUCUGUCUUUGUAUGCAGAUAAUAUUGAGUGAUCUAAAAGUGGAAAAUAUGCAAAGAUUAAAAUGAAAUAGCCUAGGUUCAUAUUGAUUAUAAACACCGACUUAUAUACAUGGACAGGUUACAAGCCAUGUUAUUUCGGCCCUAUUUGGUUUUCGCCAUUUUGGCUCUGACGGUUGCGAUUGGUAGCGGUGGUAAGGAUUCGAACUAAUUAUACGAUAGAAUUGAUUGUAACAUUAACAGGCGCAUUUAAGUAGGAAUCAAACAAAAGCCUUCAUUUAUUUCCAAGCAAUGACUUGUCCAUUUAUAGAGAUCAGUGGUUAUCUUUAUGAUUUUUCCUAUGGAUUAGUAGUAAAAAUGAGUGUACAUAACUUAUUGGAAUGUUAAAUGUUCUUUGUAGUCAAAUAGAUUGUAUAAAGCAAACAUUAAAGUACAUAGUAUGGAAUAUUGUAGAAAAAUUGCAUGUACUAAAUUUAUAUUGACUAUAGCUCAAAUAAAUUGCCAAAUUGAUGUGUUAUAGUAAUAU
Messenger RNA from Papilio machaon (common yellow swallowtail), 1800 nucleotides. RefSeq names its product BTB/POZ domain-containing adapter for CUL3-mediated RhoA degradation protein 3. The transcript is spliced from 3 exons. The record is from RefSeq and is a predicted model, not a curated record. Gene Ontology annotation, molecular function: protein binding. The coding region runs from base 10 to 888 and encodes 292 amino acids. Gene Ontology annotation, biological process: protein homooligomerization. Lineage: Eukaryota; Metazoa; Arthropoda; Insecta; Lepidoptera; Papilionidae.